Molecule: messenger RNA, 1638 nt
Organism: Heterostelium album PN500
Lineage: Eukaryota; Evosea; Eumycetozoa; Acytosteliales; Acytosteliaceae
Exons: 3
Coding region: 1-1638 (545 amino acids)
Source: RefSeq, a predicted model, not a curated record
AUGGGAAAGACUGCAGGAAAAGUAAAUUUGGAUGAUCGUAACAAUCCAGAUAUUGAGGGAUAUUUGGUCAAAGAGGGAGGAAGCGUCAAAUCGAAAAAGAAAAGAUGGUUCUUAUUGAAAGGAAAGAAAGUUUUCUAUUUCAAAUAUAAAGGAGAUCUAUUUUGUAAAGGUUUCUUUGAAUUGGACGAAAAGUCAGAGGUUAAAUUGGUUCACGCUAAAGAGUUUCAUAUUAUUACAUCAAAGAGAACAUACCCAUGUGUAUCGGACACAAAGGAGGAAGCCACUCUUUGGGUUGAAGCAGUCCAAAAGAAUUUAAAUAUAUUGAAGGGUCUGCCAGCCGUCCAGAUUGUUCAAUCGAUAAGCCAAUUAAAUCUCUCUGGUAUACAACAACCAAAUCCAAAUAUUCCACCCGCUCAACUUCAAAAACAAUCCUCACAAUCCAAUAUAACAACACCAACACCAAUUGUACCCAUUCAACCAAUUCAGCCGAUUCAACCAAUAACUCAACCAGUUGUCGUUCAACCAACACCAGUUGUCGCUCAACCAACACCUAUUGUUGCAAAUACUGCACAAUCCUCACCACCCAAAUCAGCUACACCACCUCCCCAAACAAGACCAACAAGCGCAACCAUCGGAGGUGGACCAAUCCCAACCAAUAUUAAUUUAAAUCAAGCACCUGCUCAAGGAACUCGUCCAUCAAGUGGUACCAUCAGCGGUCCACCACAAUUCAUUCCACCAAGACCAACUACCGGUCCAAUGGCUCCACAAAAUAUAGCUGCACGUCCAGUCGCCGUUGGUCAACCCCAGACUACCGGUGGUCCACCAAGAAAACUACCAGCUGUAAAUCAAGGUUCUCAAUUAAAUUUGAAACCCGCAGCUGUAUCAGCACCCGCUACACAACCAACCGAGAAUGGCUCAGGUGCUCCACCACCACAAUACCCACCACCACAACCAGGUGCAUCUAAACCACUCCCACAACCAAAUCCACAACAACUACCUGGACAACCACUAAAGGGACAAGGACCAAUUGCCAAACCAGCUGCUGCCCCUCUAGUACAAACUGCACCUGCUCAAACUUCUCCAAUUCAAUCUGCACCUGUUCAAGCCGCUCCACCUGCUCAACCAACUGGUCAACAACAACAACAACCACCAUUCAAUCCAAACGAUCCAAAUCAACAACAAGGAUUUUACUACCCACCACAACAAUUUAUGGGAUAUCCACCACAAGGAUACUAUUACCCAUAUGGAUAUCCAGGAUAUCCACCAAUGCAACCUGGACAACAACCACCAGCACCCAACGCCGAUCCAAAUAAUCCUCAAGCACAACAAGCACCUGGACAACCACCAUUUACAGGAUAUCCACCAAUGCAACCUGGACAACAACCAUUCCCAUAUCCACCACAACAAGCACCUGGACAACCACAACAACCUGGUACAGCAGGUCAACCACAACCCUAUCCAUACCCACCAAUGCAACCAGGUCAACCAUAUCCAUACCAAUACCCACCAAUGCAACCAGGUCAACCACCCUAUCCAUAUCCAGCUCCAGGACAACAGCCAACGCCAUAUCAAUAUCCAUAUCCACAACAACCCGCUGCCUCAGCUGCUCCUACAAACGCCCCACAACCAAUAAAAUAA